Molecule: messenger RNA, 564 nt
Organism: Bacillus rossius redtenbacheri
Lineage: Eukaryota; Metazoa; Arthropoda; Insecta; Phasmatodea; Bacillidae
Product: interferon-inducible double-stranded RNA-dependent protein kinase activator A homolog
Exons: 5
Biological process (GO): regulation of regulatory ncRNA processing; siRNA processing
Cellular component (GO): nucleus; RISC-loading complex; RISC complex
Molecular function (GO): double-stranded RNA binding; siRNA binding
Source: RefSeq, a predicted model, not a curated record
AUGGAGGUUUCUGCAGGAUCUGAAAGUGCAUUAGGUCGGGGUGAUUCGGAACAAAAAGCCAAGACUGAAGCUGCAAAGCAUCUUCUGCGCACACUAGUACUUGCGACAUUCAAAAAUGCGAAAAUGAACAAAGAAAUCGAUGAGGAAAAAGUCAUGCCUUCGAAUCCAGUGGGAAUGCUGCAAGAAUUCUGUGCGGCCAAAAGAUUGACACUCCCCAUCUACUGCGAUGUCAGAGAAAUGGGACCACCACAUGCAAAGACUUUUACUGUUCAAUGUUCCCUCCUAGGCCAUUCUGAAAAUGGAUCUGGUUCAUCUAAGAAGAAUGCGAAGCAAAAUGCUGCUUUGAAGAUGUGGAAAAGACUUACAAGAAAUUGAGAUUUGGAUUUAGUAGAGCGCGCGCUGCUGUCCUUGGGCUCACAGGAAGGGUGCGCGCUGCUAUCCUUGGGCUCACAGGUAGAGCGCGCGCUGCUGUCCUUGGGCUCACAGGUAGAGCGCGCGCUGCUGUCCUUGGGCUCACAGGAAGGCCGCAGGCGGGCGAGAACAGGAAGAUGUUCUGCGCGGUGA